Microtus ochrogaster (prairie vole) is the source of this 1865-nucleotide messenger RNA. RefSeq names its product multidrug and toxin extrusion protein 1. Gene Ontology annotation, cellular component: membrane. Lineage: Eukaryota; Metazoa; Chordata; Mammalia; Rodentia; Cricetidae. Gene Ontology annotation, biological process: xenobiotic detoxification by transmembrane export across the plasma membrane. Gene Ontology annotation, molecular function: antiporter activity; xenobiotic transmembrane transporter activity. The record is from RefSeq and is a predicted model, not a curated record.
AUGGAGCUCCCAGAGGAGCCUGCUCCUGAGCCGGGAGGUGCGGACGCCGUGCCCGAGCGCCGUGGGCUGAGCCUGCUGCUGUCCGGCUUCCAAAAGGAACUGCGGGCGCUCCUGGUCCUGGCGGGUCCUGCGUUCUUGGCCCAGUUGAUGAUGUUCCUAAUUAGCUUCAUAAGCUCCGUGUUCUGUGGUCACCUGGGCAAGCUAGAGCUGGACGCGGUCACACUGGCAAUCGCGGUUAUCAACGUCACUGGCAUUUCAGUGGGACAUGGCUUAUCUUCUGCGUGUGACACCCUCAUCUCCCAGACAUUUGGGAGCCAGAACUUGAAGCACGUGGGGGUCAUCCUGCAGAGAGGGACACUUAUCCUGCUCCUCUGUUGCUUCCCCUGCUGGGCACUCUUCAUCAACACCGAGCACAUUCUGCUGCUCUUCAGGCAGGACCCAGAUGUGUCCAGGCUCACCCAGACCUACGUCAUGAUCUUCAUCCCAGCGCUUCCUGCAGCCUUUCUUUAUACGUUACAAGUUAAAUACCUGCUCAACCAGGGCAUUGUUCUGCCACAGAUUGUGACCGGAUUCGCAGCCAACCUUAUCAACGCCCUGGCCAACUAUCUGUUUCUCCAUCAGCUGCAUCUUGGGGUGAUGGGUUCAGCGAUAGCCAACACCAUCUCCCAAUUUGCUCUGGCCAUCCUCCUGUUCCUCUACAUCCUCUGGAGAAAACUGCAUCAAGCCACGUGGGGAGGGUGGUCCUGGGAGUGUCUGCAUGACUGGGCCUCCUUCCUGCAGCUGGCCGUCCCUAGCAUGCUCAUGCUGUGCAUUGAAUGGUGGGCCUACGAGAUAGGCAGCUUCCUGAGCGGUAUCCUUGGCAUGGUGGAGCUGGGAGCCCAGUCCAUCACCUAUGAAUUGGCUAUUAUUGUGUACAUGAUUCCUGCAGGCUUCAGUGUGGCGGCCAACGUCCGGGUGGGAAAUGCGUUGGGUGCUGGAAACAUUGAACAGGCCAAGAAGUCCUCAGCAGUUUCCUUGAUAGUCACAGAGCUUUUUGCUGUGACCUUCUGUGUCCUGAUGAUAGGGUGUAAGGAUCUCGUGGGCUACAUCUUCACUACCGACCGAGACAUCGUGGCCUUGGUGGCGCAAGUGGUCCCCAUUUAUGCUGUGUCCCACCUCUUUGAAAGUCUUGCUUGUACCUGUGGUGGAGUGCUGAGGGGCACUGGAAACCAGAAGGUCGGAGCCAUCGUUAACGCCAUCGGGUAUUAUGUGAUUGGCCUCCCCAUUGGGAUUGCACUGAUGUUCGCAGCCAAGCUGGGCGUGAUAGGUCUGUGGUCAGGAAUCAUCAUCUGCACUGUCUGUCAGGUUGUAUGUUUCCUGGCUUUUAUUGCUCGGCUCAAUUGGAAACUCGCCUGUCAACAGGCUCAAGUACAUGCCAAUUUGAAGGUAAACAUGGCCAUGAAUGGGAGUUCUGCUGUCUCUCAGGAGCCGGCUCACGCAGUAGGUCCUGAAAGCCAUGGAGAAAUUAUGAUGACGGAUCUUGAAAAGAAAGACGAGACUCAGCUGGACCAGCAGACGAACCAGCAACAAGUUUUGCCUGUCCGCCCGAAGGCCAGCAAUGAACUGUCUAGGAUACAGUUGGUCCUAAGGCGAGGGCUCCUGCUCCUCGGAGUCAUUGCAGUCUUGGUGGGGGGGAUUUUAGUGAGAGUAUAUGUCAGAGUUGAGUGAUGUGGAAGAACCAGAGAUCAAGCCACACAGUUGCUCCCUGGUUUAAUGAGAUUACAUACUGAAAAUAUUACAUUCGGACUGGGGGGAAUUGCUGUGGUAGACAAACACAUGCUUAGUGUGUUCAGGACCCUCUAACAAGUAAGCGCUCUCUCUCUCUC